AUGCGAAUGAGGAGCACAAUCGCCAGAACUUGGGCAAGUUUCGAGACGCUUAGCGACGACGACCCGACAACCAGCCCUUCAACGGAAUUGCCAGCUAAGGGUACCGCCAGUUUCGGAAAGCGCCACAACAAGACGCACACUCUGUGCCGUCGUUGUGGCAAGCGGUCUUUCCACAUCCAGAAGUCGACCUGUGCCAACUGCGGCUACCCUGCUGCUAAGACCCGCAAGUACAACUGGAGCGAGAAGGCUAAGCGCCGCAAGACCACCGGCUCCGGCCGCAUGCGCUCCCUGCGUGAUGUCCACCGCCGCUUCCUGAACGGCUUCCAGACCGGUACCCCCAAGGGUGCCCGUGGCCCCGUCACCAACUAA
Penicillium vulpinum is the source of this 369-nucleotide messenger RNA. RefSeq names its product 60S ribosomal eL37 domain-containing protein. Gene Ontology annotation, cellular component: cytosolic large ribosomal subunit; ribosome. Gene Ontology annotation, biological process: translation. The transcript has 5 exons. Gene Ontology annotation, molecular function: RNA binding; structural constituent of ribosome. The record is from RefSeq and is a predicted model, not a curated record. Lineage: Eukaryota; Fungi; Ascomycota; Eurotiomycetes; Eurotiales; Aspergillaceae. Bases 1 to 369 code for a protein of 122 amino acids.